AUGAGUAUCUCGAAAAGGAGCAUCUCGGAAAGGAGUAUCUCAGACAUGAGCGUCCUGUCGUUGCCCAGUUCGACUCAAUCAGAACCGGUGAUGCGUCGGAAGUCGUCUCUCGCAGUUCAUAACAUGUCCAAGGAUGACUCCUGGCUCAUUGAUAACGAAAUGGGCGAAGGUGGCCGCUCGAUUUCCCCGGUGUUGCUGUCGGGUCAGCAGCCUCCAGCAUGGUCGGGGACGCGAUGGCGCCGCUUCUUCCCGGAGCUCACAUUCCAGCCGCAUGUCGGCGUGAAGUCCCUCGCUCACGUCACGACGCAGGUCAGCUCGCAGGACAUCGACCACAGUUAUCACGAACCCAUCAAUUCGGCCGGCCUGACCUGUUCUUCCGUCCUCUCGGACGAUGUCCCCGACAGCGCGUCGUCGUGCUACAGUCGCCGCUCGUCGGUCACCAGUGUGGAAUCAGAGCCGACUCUGUCGCCGAGCAAGCCGCUGCCAAAUUCGUAUACGGUCUUUUCACCCACCAUGGCCGGCGUCUUCGAUGACCCGCCCAACAGCCGUCGCCGCUCGACGAGACGACGCUCCGACUCCUCGACCUCCGACCCAGUGGCCGUGCGACGGGCCAUCUCGCGUUCCCACGCCAGAUUCAAUUCGCCGGAGACAGCCGCAAAGCCGCUCCCUCCCCUCCCCGAAUCAUCCGAAAUGCCUCCCUUGGCUAUCCGAUCCAAACCACGACACCCUUCCUCUUGGCCCACCUCCAGUGGCCACGGUGGGCCCCUCGCCGCCGCCCGAACGCAGUCGGAAGGAGAUAUCCCAACGGGUCACCGGCCCACAUUCUCCCAGGCGGCCCGCGAACUGGAAGACACGCUGGCGGUGCUGACCGACCACGAACCGGAUCGAAACCCCUACCCCCAGAAGUUUGUGUACGUCCUGGACGGACCCUUGCAAAUUAGUCGGUGCACCACAGACUUCACGCCGAGCCGGCCGGCCCCAAAGCCUCCCGUCGACCAGGCCCAGAUCCAAGUCAAGGUCACGCGCAAAUCCAGCUCGGCGGAAACUUUUUCGCCGGUCAAGAAACGCAGCCCAACCUCGCCUUCUUUCAGCCUCGCCGUGCGACGACUCAGCAAAAAGUACUAUCGUUCGCAUGUGCGCUCGGCCAGCACUCCGGGGCCUCAGACCCAAUCCAUCCAGGAAGAGGAUGAUCUGGCGACAGCGGAGUCGACGAACAAAGAGGCGGGCGGCGAGACGACAAAGGAAGCGGACAAAGAACCGAUCCACGAGACCGCCACGAUGUCCGGAUCCGUCACCCCAACAGCCCCGUGGAGUCCGGACUCCCUGUCGCAUGCGCGAGAAUUACGUCUCAAGCUCCCCCGCCUGGACACUCAGGCCCUCCCCGCAAAUGGACGAACGGGGGGGAAGUCUGACCAGCCCGUGCCGGAACCACAGGAGGAGAUCAACCAACAUCCCCAACCGUCAGAGCCCGAUCACGGAGAACGCCCUGCCGGGACGGACAGGCCCAUCGAGUCGGUGCAGUCAAUGUGUUCGGAAGAAAAGAUCUUCGUCGCAUCCAGCAAACAGGUGCCCGGGGAGUCUGGGAGCGGGAGUGGCCGUGUGGAGAUGGACUACGCUAUGGGCCUCGAAAUGGUGUAUGAGCUGGAUGCCGGCGGUCCUACCCACUCCGCCCUUAAGGGUUCAACAUUCUCUCCGGCGGUCGGUGCAUCCCGCCGGAAGCUCACGAUGCCCGCCGGCAUCCCUGACAAGGUGGCGCUUCAGUUUCUCGAGAACGUGCGCUCUCUUGAUGACCUCUUCCACCUCGCGCUCGUAUCCAAGCAAUUCUACCGGGUGUUCAAGCAACGCGAGCUAGACCUGGUCAAAAAUGCCCUAUACACCAUGUCCCCGGCCGCGUGGGAGCUCCGCGAGAUGAGUCCUCCUUGGGCUAGUGAGUGGCACAUCCUGGUCGACCCCGAUGCGCCCGUGCCCGAUUAUACGCCGUCCCUCUACCUGCAACGGUACGGACAGGAUAUCUUUACCCUGGCCCAGCUCAAGUCCCUUCUUCUCGCACGGUGUGGCGGUUUCCUCCGGCCCGAGACGGUCCAGGGGCUGACGGGGGCGAGCGAUGCGCGCGCCGCGGCCGUUGACGACGCCUUUUGGAGGAUCUGGACUUUCUGCCGUCUUUUCGGCUGUGGAAAGAACCGGGAGGCUGACACGGACGGUCAGCUGGAUUGGCUCCGUGGCGGGCUGCAGGCGCGCACCCGGCACCAAUUCAUGGCGUGCUCCGUGACCGAGCCGUUCGGCAUGGACAGCGUGCUCUUCGAGCCCCCGGACGGAUUCGGUCAAGGAAAUCCGGGUGGCCUGUCGCCCGAGCAGCAGUAUGAUAUGACCGAGAUUUGGACCUGUCUGGGCGUGCUCCUGCAACCGAUCCAUGGAAGAUGCAAGGAAGCCCGUGAUGCCGGGGUUUUUGUAGGGCACGGAUUGCCGGACAACGAUCCGGCCAAGGAGGAAGCUCUGUUGGAGGAGUGGACUUACUACAUCCUCACGCUGGGUCCCACGGCGGUCUUGAACCUGGGGUCCAUCAGUCCCGUCGACAAUCCCGUGGAUACUUUUCAACAAGCGCAAGCGAUGGGGCUGACCCGGUGGGAACAACCGGAAUCUGGCAUCAGCCGCUCCAUGUUCCUCAAAGACGCCGUGCGGAAAGCCUACAUACCGGAUACCACUCACCCCACUCGACAGUCUCUGGCCGUGUCAAGCUCAUCUAGCUCCAGCUCGUCCAGUCGGCCGAAUUCUCGCGACAGCCGUUCCCUAAAUGGCACCGAACCUGCCAUCAACAUGACUCCUCUGCCCAGUCACCGUCGGAGACAGAAGAUCUACGCGAAUCAGCUCCGUGACCGACGCAAUCGGCCACAGACCUCGCGCGAUAUCUCCUUCGGUGACGAGCGCCCUAUAUCCAGCUACUCGUUUAUCAUGACUCGCCUCGAGGGUCUUCCCUACGACAAGCCGCCCCCGGUCCCAUCCGCUUCCACCGCGUCGUACGUUGCCCACAACAUCGCACCCCCCAUGGCAUCCUCGCCCCCGCCGCCAAGCCUCUCCUCUUCCUCGUCUGCUGAGUAUCUUCCAAACCACGCUCCCCUGGCGACUCAGCCGCCGCCCCACCCAGCAGUAGCCGGCCCCUCGUACUCGUGGCAACCACAAGUCCGCGACCCCGUCGACCAAGCCAUCGAAGUGAUGGUCCGGGACUAUGGCUUCCAGGAGCAAGACGCCAAGUGGGCGCUGAAAGUCACGGACGGUGGCGAUGGCAUCAACGCCAACGCUGCCAUCGCGCUGCUCAUGAAGGAGCAGAAGAACACGACCCGCGGCAUCGGCCUCUCCAUGCAUUUCAAGAAGAGCAGUACCCGCUCAAAGAAAAGCAAGCUAGCUUCCUCGGUCAUCUCCAGCCAGGAAGCGGCCAACGCAGGCUGGAGAUGGGCUUGA
Messenger RNA from Aspergillus campestris IBT 28561, 3456 nucleotides. RefSeq lists its product as uncharacterized. The transcript has 2 exons. The coding region runs from base 1 to 3456 and encodes 1151 amino acids. Lineage: Eukaryota; Fungi; Ascomycota; Eurotiomycetes; Eurotiales; Aspergillaceae. The record is from RefSeq and is a predicted model, not a curated record.